GACCAGGGGUUGGAACCUGAUCACAGGGUGUGGAAUCCCUCAUUGUACUGUCCAUCCUUUUGCAUUGACCAGGGGUUGGAACCUGAAAACAGGUUCCAACUCCUCAUUAACACUUCAACUUCAUGAAAUUUGCUCCUUAAUAAAAAAAUGGAGAAAAUCCCACUUGAGCCUUCAAACUUCUAAAUUUGAUCAUUGGACCCUCAUCUUUCUGGCUCUUUGCAUUAUCUCCAUUUAAUUAUCAAACCUUCAAUCAUAAAAAAUUUGAACAUAAAUAAAAUGAACACUUAUGAAAUUACUUGUAAAAAGGCACAACUCCUAAGCCCAUAAUUCUACAAAUGCUAAUGGUUAAACACAAUUUAAAUAUACAUUUUCAUGCUUUCAUCACAACCCCCAACCAGCUUAUUGCUAGUCUCUAGCAAUUCAAGCGUGAAUUAAAAAAAAAAGGCAUGUUGAUUAACUCAAAUGGAUAUCUAACAAGCCUACCUAGGCAUUUGGAAAAAGAUCACAGUUGCUAUCAAGAUUACUUCAAUUAUAACUUCCAAAAGUGUGUGUGAACUAAGCAUAACCUUCACACCACAAACCACAACAUAUAUAGCCUUGAGAAUUAAUCAAAGUAAAAGCCUCAACUCCAUAUCCUCACGCGAUAGUAACCGUUUAAGGCAAAGGAUUUCUCUCAUGGAGUUGGAAAGCAGCAAGUCACUCAAAGGAAAAGGUCAAAUUUAACAGACAAUCAAACUAACAAACAUUGAUUAGAAGAUAGGUUAAUUAGCUAUUCAAAAUUCCACUACUCUUACUAUAAACUAGCUUCAGGAUUUCAAUCAAUCAAAUAUGAGAGCAAUAAAAGUAGAGCCUAGUGAGAAAGACUGUUCCUUCAGAGGGAAAGAAAGUUUGUCCUCUAAACUGAUGGAAGACUUUAUUUUGUAGAUUUUCUUUUCUUUUCUUUUUUUUCCUUUUCUGUGUUUUUUUUUUUUUUUUAAAAAAAAAACUGUUUUUGUCUUCUUCUUUUUUGGAUAUUCUGCAACAAAGUGGGGAAAGUAUAGAAUUUCUCACAUAAUUAAUAUCACAUGAACUA
Messenger RNA from Rubroshorea leprosula, 1072 nucleotides. The record is from the annotation of a GenBank genome assembly. Lineage: Eukaryota; Viridiplantae; Streptophyta; Magnoliopsida; Malvales; Dipterocarpaceae.